This is a messenger RNA of Neurospora crassa OR74A, 1871 nucleotides long. RefSeq lists its product as hypothetical. The coding region runs from base 462 to 1871 and encodes 469 amino acids. The record is from RefSeq and is a predicted model, not a curated record. The transcript has 2 exons. Gene Ontology annotation, molecular function: oxidoreductase activity, acting on the CH-OH group of donors, NAD or NADP as acceptor. NCBI's taxonomy places the organism in Eukaryota, Fungi, Ascomycota, Sordariomycetes, Sordariales, Sordariaceae.
AAAAAAUGUGCUGAAAUGGUGACGUCGAAACCGUGACCAGAGAUACUCUGGACCAAAUCUCCGGAAACUGCGGUCUGUGGGAAGGGAGCUUUGGCAUUGGGCCGUAACUGUGAUUGCCCCUUGUUGGAGGCUUGUGGUCAGCAGAAGCAGCUGAAACAGAUGAGAGGCGAGGCCCUCCGUGGCUGAGGUACGUAUACCUUGAUGCUGGCGCAGACAAUGGGGUGCGAUUGGGAGCCGAAAGGGGGAAGCGCUCUCCGAUGCCACUCAUGGAGGGCUUCACGCGGCGCAUGUUAAUACUUUAGGCUGUUGCCCACCCUUUCCUGAGUUCUCUACGUCGACCUCCUCUGAUGAUCCAACUUUCUUGACGUUUUAAGCUCGGCUCGCCAUCGACUGAAUAUACACAUUGUCAUUAGCCAUUACACGAGAAAAGGAAAAACACCAGACACCAAAGACUGCAGAAAAUGGCACUCGGAGACACAGUAUUGUUGACUGGCGCCACCGGCCACCUUGGCUGGGCCAUUCUUCGUUUCCUACUCGGUGAAGGAUAUCAUGUCCGGUGCGCUGUCCGAAAGGCAGAGGACGAACACACAAUCCGAGCUCGACCCGCAGUACGCCGUUUGAACCCCGGCUCGAGACUUUCCUUUAUCGUUGUGCCAGACAUCACGACACCUGGGGCAUUCGUGGCAGCUGCGGAAGAUGCCGCCUACAUCAUCCACACAGCGUCUCCCCUACCAAGCAAGUCUGCUCAUUGGAUCACCACUGAUGACGCCCGCGAGACGUUCAUCAAGCCUGCUGCUGCUGGAACACUCAAUAUCCUUGAUGCCGCUGAGCAAAGCGGAACCGUGAGACGUGUUGUCUUUACCAGUUCCAUUGCGGCAAUUGUUCCAAUAUCACAAAUGGAGGGCAAAGAACAGAGAACACGGCCAGUGCUUCCCGAAGACCGGAUACCCGUCGACCAAGGACCAUACCAAUCCGAGUUUGCCGCCUACGCAGCCUCUAAAUGUCGAGCACUCCAAGUGGCGGAGGAGUACAUGAAGAACGAGCGGCCACCUUUUGACGCCGUCUACAUACAUCCCGGCUUCGUGCUGGGGGCCAACACGGCAGCGACUACGGAGAAGCAGGCGAUGCGGGGCACAAACUCCAUGUUGGCAGCCUUGCUCCUAGGACACAGCCAGGGGGUAUACGCGGGGUUGUCGGUGCAUGUCGAAGACGUGGCCCGGGUUCAUGUCAAGGCUCUGAGUCCCAAGAUUCUUGGGGAUCAGAGCUUCAUCUUGGGGGAGCAAGUACGGUGGACCGACGCCAUCGACAUUGCCGAGGAAGAAUUCCCAGAGCUUUUCGCAAAUACAUUUGGAACGGGCUUCAUCAGCUUCACCGACCAGGUAAAGAGCGUUGUCGAGCAUUGGGCCAAAGUACGCCAGCCUCGCGGGGUGCCUUUUUCUUCAACAGCUACAGGUCCUCAAACAGAAUCACUGGGCUGGGAAAGCGGCAAGAUUGCCAGAGUCAAGUCGCCCAUGGUGUACAGGCCAAGCCCAAGCGGCGGGCACGAACCGAGCAUCCCAGACGUCCAUCUUUCUCUGCCGAAUGGGAUCGCGGGGUUGGAGGAGCACGACUACGGCGCAGCAGUGCUACCACCUGCCACGGAGGAAGAGACAUGGGAGAGCAUCAUCCAGCGGCACAUGAUUCCAUCGGAGGCUUUUUCUUCGUCGGGCGAAAGCGGGGGCAGCAAUUGGUCGACUGCGUCGAAUCAUACUGAAGGCAUCACGUCGGGUUCAUCGGGCGACGAGGAGGGACCGACAAACUCUGAUGAUUCAGAUGCCGGGGAUGAUUCAAGAGUUCAAAAAAGAAAUUCACUCCCAUCAAUCAGACCUUGA